This is a messenger RNA of Fonsecaea erecta, 822 nucleotides long. RefSeq lists its product as hypothetical. The record is from RefSeq and is a predicted model, not a curated record. NCBI's taxonomy places the organism in Eukaryota, Fungi, Ascomycota, Eurotiomycetes, Chaetothyriales, Herpotrichiellaceae. The transcript has a single exon. The coding region runs from base 1 to 822 and encodes 273 amino acids.
AUGGAGUUACGAAUACAGUGUCGGCUGAUAUUGGCCCUCGUCGUCCAUGCGUUGGUACAGCGCUCAUCCGCCACCGUGACGUUUCCCUCGAUUCAAGCCAUCGUUGGCUUCUCGUCCUCAUGUACGCUUGCGUACGACACCCCCGUGAACGAUUGCGAUAUCAACGACUUUCAAGGCAUCGGAGGAACAGGCUCCUGCUCGAGUGACUGCCAGUCAAGUCUGCAGGCAUCACAGAGGUUUGUGCAACGGUUUUGUUCCGGGGAACAAGCGGAUGGAAGCUCGUUGAUCGGACAACUCUUCGUCGGGAACGUUGUGAACUUCUUGUGUGGGGACAAUAAUAGCGGCGGUGCGACAACGGCAACGACAGCGCAAGGCACGACCCCAGCGACGCAGACUUCCACUUCUGCAGACACAUCCACAAGCAUGGCAACUGACACCGCGACACCGGGAACUAGCACCGCCGGAACAUCCUCACUAGCAUCGACACUCACAACUUCUGUGAGCCAAACUGGAUCUGCGAGCAAGACCACAAGUACUACUAAAAAUUCCGAGGGCACCAAACAGUCGUCCUCGACGUCAACUUCGAUCCAAACCUCCAUUGAAUCCGCGACUUCCACUCUCACGUCCAGUCAGAGCUCGAGCACGUCGUCGGCAGCUUCAUCAAGCAAGACGGCAACCUCGGAGGGGUCGGAGGGAAGCAGCGGCGGGGGCAGUCCCUUCGAUGGGUCGUUCUCUUCCGCGGCUUCGUCCAACACGCUACCAUUGCCGAAGGUGGUAUUGAUCUUUGCAGCUUCGGCUCUGCUUCUCUUGGCAGUGUCGUGA